Botrytis deweyae is the source of this 198-nucleotide messenger RNA. RefSeq lists its product as uncharacterized. NCBI's taxonomy places the organism in Eukaryota, Fungi, Ascomycota, Leotiomycetes, Helotiales, Sclerotiniaceae. The transcript has a single exon. The record is from RefSeq and is a predicted model, not a curated record. Bases 1 to 198 code for a protein of 65 amino acids.
AUGUCUCCAAAUGUUCUUUGGGCUAUCCGCCCCGCUCUCAGCUCUCUGCCAGGAAAAGAUUUCUAUGCGUACGAGACUACUUCAAAUGAUCUUGAUUCGAUUGCUAGACGUAAGCCACCUCCUAAAAUCAAUGCAAAGAGAACGUGCCAAUUCCAUCUGGUGCUAUUAUUCCGUUUUGAACAGUCCGAAUACACAUGA